AUGAAGCAAACAAAUCUGGAGCUGAAGAAUACAAUGAAUGAAAUGACAAAUGCAGGAAAGAGUAUCAGUAUUAGACUGGAUCGAUCAGAAGAACGAGUCUUUGACAGGACAUUUAAAAAUUAUGCAAAUGACUCCACUGUAGAGAUGGAGAAGAGGUUAAUGGUUGCCAGAAGACACAGAGGAAGAAAUCCGAAGAAGACAAUAUUGGUUAGAAAUGACUCCUCAGUGACUGAAUUUCUUCUUGCUGGAUUAACAGACCACCCAGAGCUCCAGCAACCCCUCUUUUUCCUGUUUCUGAUGAUCUACAUUGUCACCGUGGUGGGCAACCUUGGCUUGAUCAUUCUCAUCGGUCUCAACUCUCACCUCCACACCCCCAUGUACUACUUCCUCUUCAACCUAUCCUUCAUUGAUCUCUGUUACUCUUCUGUUUUCACCCCCAAGAUGCUGAUGAACUUUGUAUCAAGGGAGAACAUCAUCUCCUAUGACGGGUGCAUGACACAGCUGUUUUUCUUUCUCUUUUUUGUCAUCUCGGAAUGCUACAUGUUGACCUCAAUGGCCUAUGACCGCUAUGUGGCCAUCUGUCAUCCAUUGCUGUAUAGGGUCACCAUGUCCCAUCAGGUCUGUUGCUUGCUAACUGUUGCUGCAUACAUGAUGGGAUUUGCUGGAGCCUCUGCCCACACAGGCUGCAUGCUUAGACUGACCUUCUGCCAUGUCAAUAUCAUCAACCAUUACCUGUGUGACAUUCUUCCUCUUCUCCAACUCUCUUGCACUAGCACCUAUGUCAAUGAGGUGGUAGUUUUGAUAGUCGUGGGAAUUAAUAUCACAGUACCCAGUUUUACCAUCCUGAUUUCUUAUGUCUUUAUCCUCACUAGCAUUCUUCAUAUCAGAUCUGCUCAAGGACGAUCAAAAGCCUUCAGUACCUGCAGCUCUCACAUCAUUGCUCUUUCUCUUUUUUUUGGGUCAGCAGCAUUCAUGUAUCUUAAAUAUUCUUCUCCUGGAUCUAUGGAGCAGGGAAAAGUUUCUUCAGUUUUCUAUACUAAUGUAGGGCCCAUGCUCAACCCCUUGAUCUACAGUUUGAGGAAUAAGGAUGUCAAAAUAGCACUGAGGAAAGCCCUGAUUAAGAUCUGGAGGAGAAACAUGUUCUAA
Molecule: messenger RNA, 1146 nt
Organism: Lutra lutra (Eurasian river otter)
Lineage: Eukaryota; Metazoa; Chordata; Mammalia; Carnivora; Mustelidae
Product: olfactory receptor 8B3
Exons: 3
Coding region: 1-1146 (381 amino acids)
Biological process (GO): G protein-coupled receptor signaling pathway; sensory perception of smell
Cellular component (GO): membrane
Molecular function (GO): olfactory receptor activity; odorant binding; G protein-coupled receptor activity
Source: RefSeq, a predicted model, not a curated record